AUGGCGUUCUACUUCCAACCUCCAGUCUUUGGGAACUACGUCCUCCCAAUAGUUCCCAUGAAUGUACCUACGACAGUGGUUGUUCCAGCACAAGCCACAAUAGCACCUGUUCAACUAGUCCCAGUGUAUCGACCUGUCUUUUCUUCACCCAUCAGGAUCAAAGUCAUAUACCACCGUGCAGGAACUGUUCUCGCCUCCAACGAUGCCCACUACAACUACCUUCCACCUCGAGAAACAGUGCUAGGAAACUUAUCUUGGUGGUCUGGACAGCAUGGACUUGGAGACAAAGCGUACAUCCGGCGAUGUACUUUGUAUCUUACGAGAAGCAACUUCUCGACCCUUACCAUCAAUCCACGAGAUGGGCCUAUUUCACCACCAGAUCUUGUGAAGAAGGUGUCAUUUGGCGAUAUGACAGCCCUGGAUUUUCAGACAAUGAUGAUGGAUACAGUAACGAAUAAUUAUGGAGCCUUUAUCUUGGUCGAUCAUGGUUAUGUGCCUAUUAAGAUCCUGGCGCAACAAACCGAUAACGACCAGAGUACUCCCCCGAGCGGAAGUUCAAAUGACACCACUGACAACAAACAGAGUAACUCGACCAACACUCAGCCUGAUGUUGCUGUUGUUCGUCAACCUUCACCACCGCCAGCCUCUUCGAUCAACACCAACGUGCCUGAACCUUCGAACACAGGAGAUACUACUACCAUCCCUGAGCCAACAGCGCCUGAUAGUACAGAUACAGUUGCAUCAACAAGUAAUAUUACUCCAGCGGGAACUGGUUCUGAGCCUGGACCUAAGCUCCCUAAAGUUGCAAGCGUGGAGCCUGAUAACACUGAAGAAGAAGGGGGCGUUGCAAGCGGUUAA
Molecule: messenger RNA, 858 nt
Organism: Fusarium redolens
Lineage: Eukaryota; Fungi; Ascomycota; Sordariomycetes; Hypocreales; Nectriaceae
Exons: 2
Coding region: 1-858 (285 amino acids)
Source: RefSeq, a predicted model, not a curated record